AUGGAGGACGAAGAAAAUGUUGAGGAGGAACUGUUGCUUGUGGAGUCAGAACUUGAUGACAUUCAAGGACAAAUUAAAAGAUUACUCGAUCGCCAAGAGGAGUUGUAUGAGCGCCAGUCACUGUUAAAGGCUUUGCUGGAAGUAUCAAAAGUGUCCAGAAAUAAAUCAAAUAACAAAUCUUCAGUUAUUCUGGAGGACUGGUCUGGGAACUUCCCAUGGGAUUCUCAGGCUGAUGAUACCCGAUUCAAUAUAUUUGGCAUCACAUCAUACCGGUCAAAUCAACGAGAAAUAAUUAAUGCAGUCAUGAGUGGAAGAGAUGUUCUAGUAAUAAUGGCUGCUGGUGGAGGGAAGAGCCUGUGUUACCAACUCCCAGCUGUACUUCGUGAUGGAAUUGCAUUGGUUGUCAGCCCUCUACUUUCUCUUAUCCAGGACCAGGUCAUGGGACUGGCAGCUUUAGGUAUACCGGCAUACAUGCUGACUUCAACUACCAACAAGGAAGUUGAAAAGUUCAUCUAUAGGGCACUUGAUAAAGGUGAAGGAGAGCUGAAGAUAUUAUAUGUGACGCCAGAAAAGAUAUCAAAAAGUAAAAGGUUCAUGUCCAAGGUUGAGAAAUGCCAUCAUGCGGGACGUCUUUCUCUUGUUGCAAUAGAUGAAGCACAUUGCUGUAGUCAAUGGGGCCACGAUUUCCAUCCAGACUACAAGAAUCUUAGUAUUUUAAAGAUCCAAUUUCCCAGUGUUCCCAUGAUAGCUCUAACUGCAACUGCAACAAGUAAAGUCCGAACAGAUUUGAUAGAGAUGCUUCAUAUACCCAGAUGCGUCAAAUUUGUCAGCACAGUAAACAGGCCCAACCUCUUUUAUAAGGUGUAUCAAAAAUCACCAGUUGGAAAGGUUGUCAUUGAUGUGAUUGCAAAUUUUAUAAUUGAAUCGUACCCAAAUAAUGAAUCUGGAAUUGUGUAUUGCUUUUCAAGGAAGGAAUGUGAACAGAAAUUGGUUGCAAAAGAAUUGCGCGAUAGGGGUGUUUCGGCAGAGCAUUAUCAUGCUGAUAUGGAUAUUGUUGCUCGUGAGAAAAUUCACAUGUGUUGGAGCAAAGGACAAUCACAGAUCAUCGCUGGAAUAGUGGCGUUUGGCAUGGGAAUCAACAAACCAGAUGUUAGAUUUGUGAUUCAUCAUAGCCUUAGCAAGUCUAUGGAGACAUACUACCAGGAAAGUGGUCGGGCAGGGCAGGAUGGAUUACCUUCAGAGUGUGUUUUGUAUUAUCGACCUGGUGAUGUUCCACGGCAGGGAAGAUUAAAUUUUCUGCUUUUCUCUCAGUGUAAGUCUAGUUUUCAUCACUAUAUGUGCUAUGUUUUCGAUGAACAGAGUUCAAUGGUCUUCUAUGAAAACUGUGGCCUUCAAAAUCUAUAUGACAUUGUGCGAUACUGUCAGUCUAAGAGCUGCCGACGUGGUGCUUUCUUUCGGCAUUUUGGAGAGGCUCUGCAGGACUGCAAUGGAAUGUGUGGCAAUUGUGCUUCUAGUAUUGAGCUCAGGGAUAUAGAUGCCACAUGCCAUACCAAAAUUCUAGUUUCACUUCUACACAACUUGCAACUUAAUGACCAAAGAGCUACACUGUUGCAGCUGGUGGAUAAGUUCAAGGUGAAGUGGAAAGGUUUAGGUCGCUCGAAUCAACCUGUUGAUCUUAAAAGAGAAGAAAUUGAGCAGUUGAUAGUACAGCUUAUAGUUGACUGCGUUUUGAAAGAAGAAUUUCAACAUACAGCAUAUUCGACCAAUGCUAAUGUUGCAUUGGGACCAUUGUGGAAGCCAGCGCUGGAAGGGAACAGACCAGUGAAGCUUGAGAUUGCUGUUUUGGGUUCUCAAGCUAGAGCCGGAGGUGGUGAUACGACCAAAGGCACAAAACGUAGCCGAAUGAGCGAUCUGGAAGCUAAACUUGAUGAACUGCGCAGGGAGUUGUCAUCCUCUAGUACCGGGGGCAUAAGCAUAUUUUCCCAUGCAGUUCUCUCCACUCAGCAGAUUUCGCUCCUGAGCUGCCAGAAGCCCACCACUGAGGCCGAGCUGGAGAAGGCCAUUGGGAAGGUGAAGACCAAGAAAUAUGGCGGCAGGAUCAUUGAGCUGAUGCGGUCCCAUAUUGCCGAUCCAGGAGCUGGCAAUGGAUCUGAUGCUAAGCGGAAGCCCAAGAAAGAUAAUGCUGUGAUUGAGCAUUCGGUUUUCGUAGCGGUUGCUUGUGCAGCGUGA
Molecule: messenger RNA, 2229 nt
Organism: Miscanthus lutarioriparius
Lineage: Eukaryota; Viridiplantae; Streptophyta; Magnoliopsida; Poales; Poaceae
Source: the annotation of a GenBank genome assembly